AUGGCUGCCGUUCAGCAAGAUCAGAACACAUCCGCCAUCGCGCGGAAACCCCUGGAUAGCCAGAAAUAUGUCGGAGGGGACAUGUCCAUGAUGGCCUUUGUUCAGCCUGCCGCUGCCCCGAACAGAUUCGCGUCCCCGGAUGAGCAUCAUGUUAAAGGCCUCAAUGCCGAGACCUUCGCCAAAGUCCAGCUCCCGAGUCCCCAGUGGCUAUCCACGCCAGAAUACGCCCCGAUCCUAGGAGACUCCGAACCCCUCUCGCCGUCCAUCUUUUUCAGCCUCAACAUCUCCUUGUACAACCAGCAGAUAGACGCGUCCGAAUGGCCCAACCAGUCGUUUUUCAUGGUUGGCCGCGUUCACCCCUACGCCCUGACCUGGGAACUCAAGCAACGAGAUGGCCUUGAGUCCGACGGCGACAACAUCAACCAAUACACUGUCCCGACAUUUGUUGUCCGCGAUCACGGUUUCCAACCAUUCGUGCAGCUCUCGACCUUUCUCUCACCUGGCAAGCCCGAAGAAACGCCAUUCAAAGGCUUCCAUCCUUUCCAAGUGUUUGUCAUCUUUCCCGUUCAUGCUAAUCCCUGGACAUCGCUCUGCAAGAAGAUGGCUCAGAGGCAUGACUCUCAGUUUCAACCUGGCGCGCCCUUCACCUGCACCGGGAAAGUAGCCGGCCUUCUGGCGCAUAAACAUAUGCGGCACCCCCCUGCCUUGGAACAAGACUACAUCUUCAUUGUCGUCCCCGAUACCUGGACCUUCCUCGACAAAGCCAGCUUCAACCAACCACCGACGGCCCAGGUCACGCCCGCGACCCCAAAGCGUUCCAUUUCGGGUGCUUCUGAAUACGACGACGCCAUGGCGCGCUUCACCUCAACCAAGAAGCCCAAUCGCCCGGCUGAAGACUCCACACCUGUCACACCCAAGUCUUUACCCCCUCCCCCCGCUGGCACGUCCACCAAGCGGCCACUCCACAUCCCUCAUGAGACCCCGACAAAGAAGCCGCGCUUCUCGCCAGCGCCUUCCACCAUCAUUGCCGCUUGUAGCGGCGACGAGUCCUUCUCCCAAGACAGCCUCGAUGGCGACGACGACGACGACGACGCCGCUUCAACUGCGGAGCCGCCCGAUGGCAACAGUGCUACUGGCCAUGGGUCGCCCGAUGCUUCAACAUCCGACAUGGCAAGGCCUCACCGCAAUCGCCAACCCCCUAAAAAAUACUAG
Molecule: messenger RNA, 1212 nt
Organism: Purpureocillium takamizusanense
Lineage: Eukaryota; Fungi; Ascomycota; Sordariomycetes; Hypocreales; Ophiocordycipitaceae
Exons: 2
Coding region: 1-1212 (403 amino acids)
Source: RefSeq, a predicted model, not a curated record